UUGCGUGUGCUGUAAACAACCCUACUGAGAGGAGAAAAGUACCGAGCCGAACGAUUAGAAAAUUAGUUAACCUCAUUUAUAAACUGACAGGAAAACAUAAUAGAUGGUACUAAUGUUAUUAACUUGUAACAAUGGUAUUGGUCAUUGUCGGUUUGGUCUAAGGUAACUUCUUAUGCCUGUCCAGUAUCAAAACUGGUAUAGAGAAAAAUAACUUGAAUACAAAAAAAGGUGUGUUUAGUUGAAUUAGAUUCAGGUAUUUUCUUAUAACAAACAUGAAUUAUGAUGGUAGCAUACUUUACUGUUAUUCGUGCCUUUCAUUUUUUUUUAUUUAGUAUGCUGAAGCCAAUUUGUUUCUCUUCUACUGAUACGUAUCAAAAACUCAAUCUGUAACAAUAAUUUGUUAAGUACUAAAUCUCCUGUUUUCUUUUAAAUUGUAAAGGAAAACCACAGUUUCCAGAUUUAUUAACUCAAAAAUAUGUUAGUCAGACUGGAUUUCUUUUCUCUUUCAUAUAAACAGUGAAUUAGAAAUUAAAUGUGUAGGUGGUAACUGUUCACAUGAAUGUAAAGGAGAAAAAAAAGGUGAUAAUGAUGACAACCGAGCUCACGGGGGUGGCUGUAUUUCCCUUUUUUAAUGUUUUGCAUGUUUUUCUUGUUUCUUAUUCUGUUAACAGAACACUCUGGGACUGUUUGAUGCAAACAUUUAAUAUCCGGUCACGUCUGCACCGUUUGUAAAUGGCAUGUAAGAAAAGCUAAAAAUGCACAUCACUGUCCGGAAUGGUUUCUUCCACUAUUCUGCAAACCUCCCCUGAAUGAGUCAUCCAGCUGGCUGCUCAUUGGAUGAGACCCUGCCAUCCCAAGGGAUUGCCUUGCAGAGGCAGAAAGGCCUUGCUUUCAUUCACAGAAACUCUGGAGAGGGUGAUGAGCGCGGCUCAGCCACGUCUGCCGGUGCUCUUGUGAAGGAGGCAGGCUGUGUGUGUUGGUUGGUGGGGAGAGGGGAGAGAGCAAGAGAGAGAAGGGUAUGCUUCACCGUACUAAGUACAACCGCUUCAGGAAUGAGUCUGUAACGUCAGUCGAUGAGCUUCUCCACGGCCUGUCCAUGAACCCCAAGGUUUCGGCCUCCCCCCAGCCUGCUGCCGAGCCGUCCUACACACCCCCAGCUGAGGUUCAGCCCUCUUCCACCAGCAUCACCACCAGCCACGGCUCUGACCAUCUGGAGGAUGGAGGCACCACCCUCUGCACCCUCAUCAACAAAGUCUCCGGCCUGAAAUUCAGCAACUCGGGCAGCUUGCUGGGCAUCAAGGGCCUGCCCUCGGCUGUCAAGGACCUGGCUGUGUCCAAGCUGCAGGGGGGUGGGGGAUCAGGCUCAGGCACCUCCAGUGGCUCGAGCCCCAGUGUGGCGACAGCAGCGGCGGCGGCGGCGGUCUCUGGUGCGGGAGGCUCUCUGUGCAGCUCAAGCCCCUGCACACAGCUGGAGCCAGCUGUCAGCAUGAGCAAGAAGAGCAGGCUGGAUGACCUCCAGCCCAGCGGAGAGGACUGGAAUCCAGGUGGAGGUGGUGGACUGAUGAGCAAGCCCUCCAGAGGAUGGCUCCACUCUAAUGAGAAAAUCUCUGGUCCAGGAGUCACAUACAUCGUGAAGUAUCUGGGCUGCAUAGAGGUCCUGCGGUCGAUGAGAUCCCUGGAUUUCACCACGAGGUCACAGAUAACUAGGGAAGCCAUCAGCCUGUUGUGUGAAGCUGUUCCUGGGACCAAAGGAGCUCUGAGGAAGAGGAAGCCACCAUCCAAAGCGCUGUCCAGCAUUUUAGGAAAGAGUAAUCUUCAGUUUGCUGGCAUGUCCAUCAACCUUAAUAUCUCCACCAGUAGCCUCAACCUGAUGACUCCUGACUGCAAACAGAUUAUAGCCAACCAUCACAUGCAGUCCAUCUCCUUUGCUUCAGGUGGAGACCCUGACACCACAGAUUAUGUUGCCUAUGUAGCGAAGGAUCCCGUUAACCGAAGAGCUUGCCACAUCCUUGAGUGCCCCGAUGGACUGGCUCAGGAUGUCAUCGGCACCAUCGGCCAAGCUUUCGACCUUCGGUUCCAGCAGUACCUGCAGUGUCCCUCCAGCAAGCUGCCCCCCGUUAAUGACAGGGUAUUAAACAUGGAGGAGUUGCCAUGGACAGAGGAAGAAGAGGAGUCAUCAGAACAUCCGUACUAUAACAACAUCCCAGGCAAAAUGCCACCUCCCGGAGGCUUCAUCGACACCCGGCUGACCAAUCAGAACGCAGCUUCAGAUGGCUGCCAGAUGGGUCCAGGCUCAGUGGAUCAGACGUAUUACCAGGGGAGACAUUGUGACAGCUGGGCAGAUGAAAGGAAGCCCGUCUUUCUGCAGCAGGGUUCAUUUGAUAUCAACUUGCUCCCGGAGAGUAAAGGACAGGCGCCGAAACCGGGAGAGAUGCCUACGUAUGUGAACACGCAGCAGAUUGAUGCCCAGGUGCUCGCAGCUCUGCAAGCAGAAGCAGAAAACGUCACAAAGGGCAUGGCAGCUGUCGCCAAAGAGAGCCCACAGAAGGACCUGUUUGACAUGAAGCCCUUUGAGGAAGCCAUUCAGUCCCAGUCCCAGCCGUCCUCCCAGGGCCAGAGCCAGGUGUCCAGUCUUCACAAGGCAGCAUCCGUGGACAACUCGAGCCCCCUGCUAGUCAGGUCGUUGGCCUUCCGCACGCAGGAAGAGUUGGAGGGCCAGACGUGGUACCACGGCAAAAUGAGCCGCCGAGACGCUGAGAAACUGCUCAAAAACGACGGAGACUUUCUCGUCCGCACAAGCACCACCAACCCAGGGUCCUAUGUACUGACAGGAAUGCACAACGGACUUGCAAAACAUCUACUGUUGGUGGACCCUGAGGGCACGGUACGGACAAAAGAUCAUAUAUUUGACAGCAUUAGCCACCUCAUUGACCACCACCGUGACAACAAUUUGCCAAUUGUGUCAGCUGGGAGUGAACUGUGUCUGCUUCAGCCUGUUGAGCGGAAACUGUAACAGGAAGCUCCAAAAAAGAACAAAAAAGAAGAAGAAGAAGAAGGGUCUCCCAAACCAUGAACUUAAAGAUGAGAAGACAAUGCCUAAAAAAGGGGCCCGGUGUGCUCAGAACUGUCCCGCUUUACCGGAGUCGCUAGGAAACACAAGAUUUGUUUAAGAGUACAGAAAAAUGUUUCUAGAAUUGUUCUUAUUUUGUUGUGACGACUGAAAUGCUAUAUUUUUGAGAAGAAAUGGCUGCAUUUGGACAUAAAAUCUUGAUUUGGUGUUUUAAAAAAAUAAUAAUAAAAGGAAGAAUUGUUGUAGUUUAGAUGACUCGAACCUCAAAGAGGAGACAUGAGAACAUUUUAGAAUAAAAUUCAGAAGUUUUAGUUUUGUCUGUUAAGCACAAGCGUAUUUCUACAGGAGCUGCUGGCUUCACGGUUCAAGAAACGGAAAGGCGGUUUUUAAUGAUUUGCAUUAGGAGAAGCGUCCUUAAAGCUCACUGAAAUAGUCCACACAGAACCUGCUUUUUGUUGGUGAUUAUGAAAACUGAAUGUGUCUUUGCUUUGCAGUUCUCACAAAGUGUCCGGUGGGGGCAGACAGACACGGUUCGUCGUGCUGCCCGUGGCGUCCGAGACGGAGUUUUUACUGAGGCGUUUCCUCGUGUCACUGCAGUCGCAUGACUUCAAAUGAAACCGUUCUUGUGGCCAUGUUUGUAGACCUCGAUACCCCUUAUUUGAAAGAGGUGCUUGUGUACGCUGAACCUGUAAAAUAUUUCUGCUUUUCAACCGGUGA
Messenger RNA from Austrofundulus limnaeus, 3787 nucleotides. It is a transcript of the gene shc3, whose product is annotated as SHC (Src homology 2 domain containing) transforming protein 3. The record is from RefSeq and is a predicted model, not a curated record. Gene Ontology annotation, molecular function: receptor tyrosine kinase binding. Gene Ontology annotation, biological process: cell surface receptor protein tyrosine kinase signaling pathway; intracellular signal transduction. The transcript has 13 exons. Lineage: Eukaryota; Metazoa; Chordata; Actinopteri; Cyprinodontiformes; Rivulidae. Gene Ontology annotation, cellular component: plasma membrane. Bases 1019 to 3013 code for a protein of 664 amino acids.